AGUUGUGAAGGGGGUUCGCAGGAAUCCUCAGAGAUGGUGCUGAUGGCGGCGGCGGCGCGGUCAACUACCUCGUCGACUAGUUCACUCGCAUCCCCGCGAAUAGACGAAUUGUUUUCUUCCCACGUGCAUUAAGAAGGAGGUUAUGUUAAACCUGACUAAAAUCGUAAAUUUUAAAAGAUUCUGAGAAAAAUGUUCGAAUCUGUUGACGAAAAAAUCCGAGAUGGUGGCGGUCGAAAUAUUAAACGGAAGAAGAAGAGGUCGGCAAACCAAAUGGCUAAAAAGUUUGCUCGCAAAGCCAAACACGGACAAAAAGGCGAGUUAGAAGCUGAUACGUAUCAGUACGUGGUUCAUAGUUUAGAACUUAUGCAGACGGGCUUCCCUACUGACGAGGAAAGGUUGAUAUUUGCUAAUAAUUUUUCUCAAGAAGCAGCGGGCCAUGAGGUUGAUUACGCUCGAAACGAGGUUGGCUCGAAAGUAUUGGAGAUGUUACUAGACAUCGGUACCUUAGAGAUAAUAAAUAGGUUGGUCGAUGCUCUCUGGGGAUCUUUGAGGCCAGUUUGUUGCGACAGAUAUGCUAGUCAUGUAGUGCAGAAAAUUAUUUAUGUCUGUGCAGACCGAGGCAAUAAAAACGAAGAAGCACCUGUGGAGGGAGUAAAAAAAGAACAAAGCGAGGACAAUACUUUAAAGGAUUCCGAAAGGGAGUCUUACGACAAAGUUGCACUAAAGUUGAGUAGAUACGUGAUAAAUAAUAUGGAGGAAUUUAUGUGGGAUACCUAUGCAAAUCAUGUGCUUAGGACCGUUGUAGAAGCUCUCGGAGGAUUCACUAAGAAGCGCCACCAGAAUAAAAAAACUGUGAUGCCAUCUUUUGAAUCUAAACUAAACAUGAAAAAGGAGUAUACCGAAUUACUCGUUGACUUCUGUAAAAGGAUUUACAAGUGGCCUCAGUUUCCACAGCUGGGUCAAGAUGAACUGACUUCUGGUCUUCUUCAGGUUGUGCUAUUAUCUCUGAAAGGGGUUGACAGUACUUUGGGUGAUACCAUAAUUAAAAGAAUAACUGAAAGUUGUUUUACCGACAAUGAAGGGGAACAGCUUUCUAGCGCCUUUCAGUCAGAAUGUUAUGUCAGGCUGCUCGAAGCUUGCUUGAUGGCAGCAGGGCCUGAUAUUUAUAACUUUAUUUACGAGAAAUUCUUUGCUGGUCACCUUUAUCAACUUUUGAAAUCGGAAGGAACUGCUUUCAGUGUACAACAGUUAUUAGACAACUGUGAAAUUAAAGAAAAGUUGGAAGGAAUAAAUGAAGAAUUGUUUGAUCACUAUGAGUCAGUUUUGAAGGAUGGACCACAUAAAAUCUUGGUUAACACAGCUAAUGCAUGUAAGCGACUACAUACUGGUCAAGGUGCAUUCUUCAAAGCACUCACUAAAGCAUUACAUUGUGAAGAAGAAGGAAAAUCGGAAGCAAAUUCGGAAAUAAUAGAGUGUAUUGCUUCAUUGAAGGGUAAAGAGAUGAUAGAAAAAUUAAAACAAGACAAGAAUGAAAAUAUCCCUGUACAAGUAUAUGGAAGUUUAAUAUUACAAGCGAUGCUUAAUUUCAACAAGCCAAUAAAAAUCGUGAACGGUCUGUUGGCUAUGCCUGUCGAAAAAUUUAUGCAUCUUAUUACUGACCCGAGAGGAAGUCAUAUAAUAGAUGCAUUCAUGACCGGUCCUUACAUAGGUGUAAAGAGUCGAGAGAAGUUGGCCAGGAAGUUACGAGGUAACUGGUCGCAACUUGCUGUCACAACUCAUGGUUCUAGAUGUUUAGAAAAAAUCUGGUCAUGGGCCCAGGGGGAACAGAAAGUAAUCAUAAUGGAAGAACUAGCAGCAUCGGGGGAAGCUUUACGGUCCACAAAAUGUGGCAGCAUUAUUUCAUCGAAAUUCAAUGUUCCUCUUUUUGUGCGCAGCAAGAAAGAUUGGAUGGAGUCGUUUGAGAAAAAGGAAACCAUUCAAACUUUGUUUGCUGAUAUCCUUGGGGAACCGAAAAAAAAAUAAUUUGACUCUCCUCUCAAAUACAAUGCAGAACAUUUUAUACACUUGAUUGUUUAUAUUGUAAUAAAAAUGAAAUACCUUUUUUACAAUA
Molecule: messenger RNA, 2110 nt
Organism: Orussus abietinus
Lineage: Eukaryota; Metazoa; Arthropoda; Insecta; Hymenoptera; Orussidae
Product: nucleolar protein 9
Exons: 1
Coding region: 190-2022 (610 amino acids)
Biological process (GO): endonucleolytic cleavage in 5'-ETS of tricistronic rRNA transcript (SSU-rRNA, 5.8S rRNA, LSU-rRNA); ribosomal small subunit export from nucleus; endonucleolytic cleavage in ITS1 to separate SSU-rRNA from 5.8S rRNA and LSU-rRNA from tricistronic rRNA transcript (SSU-rRNA, 5.8S rRNA, LSU-rRNA)
Cellular component (GO): 90S preribosome; nucleolus; preribosome, small subunit precursor
Molecular function (GO): RNA binding
Source: RefSeq, a predicted model, not a curated record